CCGAUACAGUGCUAAGGGAGAGUUAGUAAAGGACAUCACUUUAUUUAUCUGCGUAUGUGAUCAUAAAGUGUCGAAAGAAAGUCGUUGUUGAAAAUUUUAGGAAUCGGGACUUCAGCAGUAAAUUAAUUCUGAAAUAUGUUUCGUCUUCUCGUGGUGGUGACGGUGCUCUUUAUGACGACUGACGCGCAGCAAUAUCACUGGACUUGGCAAACAACUGACAAUUUACCAAAAGUUCCUCCAGUUCAUAAUCUUCCUUCAGUACAUUUGACCAAUAUUGACAACGUGAUUUAUUAUGGCACUAUUAGCAUUGGAGCUCCACCGCAGAACUUUAAAGUUGUAUUUGAUACUAGUUCCCCAUAUCUUCGAAUAUUUAAAGUGCUCAAAAAUCCUGUUGCUUUGGUACGUACUAAAAAUACGUAUAUACGUUUGGAAUUCAACCCAUAUAUAAUAAAUAAAAGUAGACUACUUCAAGUACGAUACCUCGAUUACAAUGUAACAGGAUUCCUAUCUAACGGUACAGUAAAUAUUGCCAACCUCAAUAUAGAGAGGCAAACAUUUCUAGAAGUGGUAAACAUAUCAGACGAACAUAUACUUGAAUUGUACUCAAAUAUAUCUAACAGAAAAUUUGAUGGUCUUUUGGGCCUGAGUUGUUUCGACAUAUUCACUCUCAAUGAAAUAAAGCCUGUCUUUUACAACAUGAUUCAACAGGAACUAGUGUCAUCAGGCAUUUUCAGUCUUUAUCUAAAUAGAAACGCUUCAGCCGAUUUGGGUGGUAAAUUGAUAUUCGGUGGUUCCGAUCCUGCUUAUUACGAAGGAAAUUUAACAUAUGUUGCUGUUACUCGCAGAGGAUACUGGCAAAUUAAAAUUAUUAAUAUCCAACUAAAUAAUUUUACUUGGUGCGAGAAAAGCUGUCAAGCUAUUGUUGACACAACUACUUGGAAAAUAAUUGGACCAGAAAAGGAUGUUUCACAUAUUAAUCGACUUAUUGAAACUAAUUCACAGGGAAGUGUGGACUGCAAUAGAAUUUCUCAAUUGCCUAUAAUCAGAUUUAAUUUGCCUGGUUUUAAUUGGGUUAAUAAUACGUUCGUUCUUACCGGUAAUGAUUAUAUCAUUCGGGAUCCACAUGAUAAAAAUACAUGUGUAACCGUCUUCCGGAAACACGAGUCAAAAUAUGACGAUUAUGUAAAAUGGGUUCUGGGGAUGCCAUUUAUUGGCCGUUACUACACUGAGUUUGAUGUGGAUAGAGGCCGAGUGGGAUUUGCUUUGGCAAAAAAUGUAUAAAAUUUAUCAAAAUGUUUAGAAAAUCUUUCAUUGUCAUCUUUUAUUGUGUACUUAUCAUCAUUUUUUAAAUUAUUUGUUUAAUUUUCGAUAAGAAAACAUUUAAUUUUCUAAUCGGCAACCGACUUAGUUCGCAGAUUAUCAAUGUGAAUUUUUGCGUAAUGCCUACAUAAGUGCGACUUAAUUUUCAACAGCAAUACUUUAUCGUGAAUGCAACUGAUAUGGGCUUAUAGUUAUUUGGAAUGCGAAUUUUUGCGAGUAAUUGCAUUCGCUAAUGUCAUUGUUGCAUGGCCGUCUAAUAAUCGAUAUAAUCAAUCUAUUCUUUCGAAAAGCUGAUUACUCCUUCAUUAUCAAUCUUAAUUUAGCGCACACUUAAUAAUUUAUUUUAAAACAAUUAUUUUUAUUUGUUAUAACACAAAAUAUUAAAUAAAAUAUUUUUAAAUUUGAUUGAUCAAUAGGACGGAUGAUCAAUAAAAAAGUUUAUGUUUCGAAUGCGAGCGAUUGUAUACAUAACGGCCGCCAAAUGUCGAUGUAAAUGAUAGCUCUAGUACAAUUUCUUUUUUGUAUGUCGUAACGUACAGAAAGAAAUUUACUGGAAAUUUCGAAAACAUGUUCCGUUUUCUCGUGAUAACUGUGAUGCUGACCAACGCGUAAAUCCAUAACUAAGUUCAUUCAUUGUAUUGUAAGUUUAAGUUACAUAUCAGUAUAAUAAUUAUUGAAUUUAAAAAAAUUAACCUAUUUCAUUGUGAUCGCAAUCGAUUUUCUGAGAUCCUAAAAUUAUGUAAAUGUGGUUGCAUACAUAGAACG
Messenger RNA from Camponotus floridanus (Florida carpenter ant), 2085 nucleotides. Its product is annotated as lysosomal aspartic protease-like. NCBI's taxonomy places the organism in Eukaryota, Metazoa, Arthropoda, Insecta, Hymenoptera, Formicidae. Gene Ontology annotation, molecular function: aspartic-type endopeptidase activity. Gene Ontology annotation, biological process: proteolysis. Bases 136 to 1281 code for a protein of 381 amino acids. The record is from RefSeq and is a predicted model, not a curated record. The transcript is spliced from 8 exons.